Cylindrotheca closterium is the source of this 558-nucleotide messenger RNA. The record is from the annotation of a GenBank genome assembly. NCBI's taxonomy places the organism in Eukaryota, Bacillariophyta, Bacillariophyceae, Bacillariales, Bacillariaceae.
AUGGCGAAGAGAGUUUUGGUUCCGGUCGCUGAAGGUUCUGAGGAGAUUGAAACCACUUGUAUCACCGACACACUGACAAGGUUUGGGGCGGAAGUUACCAUUGCCAGUGUGAUGCCUGGUGAACUUGUUUGCAAAAUGAGUCGCGGAAUCAAGGUUAUGGCGGAUGUCAACAUUGACGAGGCAGCCAAGGAAGAGUGGGACCUGAUUGUUCUGCCAGGAGGAAUGCCAGGUGCUGAACAUCUUCGAGAUUCAGCGGCACUUAUUGGACUCUUGGAAAAGCAAAAGAGUCAAAAUAAGCCAUACGCAGCUAUCUGCGCCGCACCUGCCGUGGUCUUGGCUUCAAAAGGCCUUCUAGAAGGAGAGGGUGCCACAUGUUAUCCUGCUCCUGGUUUUAGAUCAAAACUUACAAACCCCACUGAUGAUGAAGUUGCGUUCACAGUUGGAAAAGUUACUACAUCUAAGGGACCUGGAACUGCUCUAAAGUUUGCAUUGGAACUUGGAGAGCAGCUUUUUGGCAAAGAAGCGCGUGCCAAGAUUCAAAGCGAGAUGCUGGUUUGA